This is a messenger RNA of Mercenaria mercenaria, 3123 nucleotides long. RefSeq lists its product as uncharacterized. Gene Ontology annotation, molecular function: protein binding. The record is from RefSeq and is a predicted model, not a curated record. Lineage: Eukaryota; Metazoa; Mollusca; Bivalvia; Venerida; Veneridae. The coding region runs from base 533 to 2650 and encodes 705 amino acids. The transcript has 2 exons.
AUGUGAAAGCAAAUAUCCCAAGUUUCAUAUGGGUGUCAUCUUCACUACUGAAAUGAAAGCAUCAGAUAGCGACCUCAAGAUAUAUGAAAAUGCUUAAAUGUAACAGCAGGACAAUGUUUUACAACACUGCUCCAGCAGAAUGUGUUUAUUGUAAUGUUAGUUCUAUUGUUGUUCUCACGUUGUUUUGGUGGAGGUAAGGAAGUGGAUUCAUAUUGCCAAAUCCAGCGAAACCAAAUAGUGAUGCAUUGGAACUUCGUUACAACAACUGGUUACAACAUGACAUACAGGCAAAACGUUUUCACAAUGUGCCAGUCUGUCUUUGAUGAAGCACAUGGACAGUUCUUUGUCACAUGCAGUUUCUAAAUUCACUGAGGAAAAUAUGACAAUUACAUAUCGUAUUUAUUGCCGUGUGUGAGUUUUCUAGGAAAGAUUUUUGCCAUACCCGUACACUUGAAUUAUGAAGCUACAAAUAAGAAACAAAACCUGAUUUCUCAAGCAGAAAUGGAUAUAGCAGUCUAAACUUGUGUAAAAAAUGUUUAGUACACCAGAAUAUACACAGAAUGUAUCACUGCAACUGUCCAAAGUGCUCAAUGGUAUUGGCGUAAAUGAAAUAAUGGUUUGGAAGAGGAGGAGGACUGAACUUUGUGCAGAAUCACUUGGAACAAUUGUAGCAAGAUUACAUGAUUAUAAUGUUACAAAGUUUCACUUUGGCAGCCGUACAGAAGGCACAACUACACUAGGACUUCUGCCAGAUUUUGACACCCUUGUCUGCCACAAUCACUUCAAUAUUAUACAAGACAUAGCAGAAUGGCAACCUGGAUUUAUUAACCUUUUAAUGAUCCGGGAUGAUAGUACACCGCCUGGAUACUGCUUGCUACAGAAGACAGAUGAAGAUGUCCCCGUACCUGCUGAAUAUGUCCCUAAUGAUAUUUUUGUCAGAGACAGAAGGGGAAGGAUAUUAAUGACAAACACAUGGUCUUUCAAUAAUAUCCCCGAAGGAUUUAUAAGACGGGGUCCUGCACAUACAAUCAUAGGACAGCCUGGCUAUUCUGAUAAUGACACGGUUCAUGCUUAUUACUGUAAGUCGUGGCCUCUAGAGGCAUUAACUUGGUUACAAAGACAAAGUGUAGGACACUGGCCUCCUUACGAAAUAAAGAGGGCAUCCUUGUUUGACGGCUGUUUUGUCGUUCCUGUUGGCAGAACGGGUACCGUGGACGAGGAACUACAAUGGAGAAUAUCCACCUCUCUUACAGAACGUAAACUAAUGUUCAGUUUAAACAUUACUCAAAUUAGAUGUUACGUGUUAAUGAAGAUGAUUUUGAGAUCCUUCCACAUCCUUACAACUGAUGAUGCACUUUCAAGUUUUAUAUGUAAAACAGUUUUGUUACAUUGUAUUGCAACCACACAAGAAAAUUUCUGGCAAGAAAAUAAUUUAUUAACCUGUUUAAAUGUCAGCCUAACUAUUCUUUGGAUGGUUGUGUAUUUUGAAAACUGUCCGCACUUCAUCAUACAUGAAAACAAUCUAAUGGAAGGGCGCAUUUCAGCCGAACUGAAACCACAAAUACUUGAAAUCAUUUCUCAGAUUAUAUCAAGUAAUGGUAGAGCACUGCUGGGGAUUCAAACUGACUUCCUUGGUAUGCUAUUGAGUUUUCACUUCAACCGUAUUCAACAAAACGGAAUGAAUGAUAUACAGGCUCAAUCAGCCAUAGAAAGUUAUCUCCAUGUUUCUGGAAGCCUGUUGUGGAAUUUGGCAGGACGUUUGAGCAAACGAUAUAACCAACUUCUUUUAAGUUUGGCACACUGUAAUACAAGAACGGCAUUGCAAUUUUUAUUACAGUCGGUUAACACACUGGUAGGCAUGUAUCAAGAUGGCAAUGAAUUUAUACAAAUUGCCACCAAACUUCUUAUGCCCUUAUUGUACACGUCUUUAGGGACAGUUCUUGUCUCAAACAAUCUUUCCACCAACGGAAUCAUAACACAAGAAGCUGUUGCCUGGUUUUUCCAUGGUUUAAAGUCGGAUGUUUCCUCUAAACUAAAACUCGCAUCAAUAAUCUAUUGUACUGGAGACAUGCAACGAACAGAAUUAAUUCUAAAAAACAUAGAACAUUGCUGUGAUUUAAAGAAUGUUCAAUCCAUGUGUGUUUGCAAUGAACAUGGCCGGGUACCAAAUAAGGCUUUUGAUAUUAUGUCUGCUUUUGGACAUGAGGAAAAUGUCCUACACAACACAGCCUUUCGUGUGAGAUUCUUGCCUUGCGAAUUUAAUUGUAUUCCAGAAGAGCUUCAGCACGAACUAUUCAGAUCUGAGUACGACAUCCCAUAUUUCAGAAGAGAAGAUGACAGCUGGAUGGAUUUGGCUGUUGUAGACUCCCUUCCUUUAUUUUACUUUCUACAAUACAAUGUCUACAGCCAUCUCGAAGACCAGGAAAAACAACAGAGAGCAAUGGAUAACUUUAGAAGGAUAAUAGACACGGAUCCAAACCUUGGACACCGUGAAACAGCGUUGAACUUACUAGGGCAGUGUAUGGAACAAUCAUAUAGACUUGACGAUGCAUUACGUUGCUACAGCAAAUCAAAAAGUUUGCGGCACACAAAUAAUGCUGCAAAUUUUCAUAUAUGCCAUCUAUUAUAUGAAAUGUAUGAUGUUAAUUAGGGAAAAUUUGUUACAAAAGUGGUGGAAAACAGAAAGUCCCGGUGAAAAAAUGAAUAAUGCAGUACAUACUAGUAUCAUUUUGGUAUUCUAACACUGACUUUCACUGCGAAAUGGUGACCAGUAAUACAGUUUAAAUAAAACCAACAAAAACUGAAAAGGUCUAAAAGGCAGAUCUUGGACGGAAACUCAAUUAUAUUACCCCAGUAAUUUUGGCAUUAUACUGUGACUGUUUCUCGAUAAAAGCUUAAUGAAAGUCUUUCCCCCACAUAAGUGCUUCUUCCAUAAAGUAAUAUUUUCUUAAAUCUUAAUAAUAAUCAAAUGUAUAUUACAGUACAGUUUUGUCUUGCAUAGUUUUGCUGUCUUGUUAAGCUGAGUUUUAAAAAAAAAUAUGCUCGCUUUGUUUCGUGUUAAUGAAUCUACCAACACCUCAAAAUUAUUUCUUUUAAAUUCACACAGAGCAAAAAACGUUUUGA